AUGCAUAAAUAAUUGAAUUCGAUAAGCUUCAUUUCGGCUAAUAGUGGAUUUUCUGAUUUGUAAUCUUGUUCUAUUAUUAAAGCCAAAUCUAUUGAUUAACAUCCAGAAUUGAUUUCAUAACUUUUUGAAACAGAAAAGCUGCAGAAAUCGAAGAAUAUUUUUUAGGAUCCUGUAAAUCUUAAAAUUCUAUAACAUGAUCCAGCAAUAGGACCAAAAUAUGAAAAAAAUAAAAUAGUUUCAAGAUCUAUUGUCGGAAAACCUGAAAUAUUCAGAAAGAAAUAACCUACUCAGAACAUUCAUUCAAAUUAAGAGUUCCAUAUGCCUACGCAACAGAUAAAUAUGCAAGAAUCAAUUAGUCUAGCCAAAAAGGAAUCUCCAUUACAAAGAAGAUUAACACAAUUAAAAGUUGUUUAAAGUCCUGUUAAAAUUUCGAAAUAAACAAAGUAUGAGAAGGUAAUUACAGGUUCUGAGUUAAUCAGUAAAAUUGCUCAUCUGGAAAAAAGAUUAAUUUAAAAUAAACUCGAUGAAUAAUAGCAAUUUGAUAACAUGCCAUUUUUUUAAAAAUAAAAUUUAUAUCGAGACCAAAGAGCCUUAGAAGAUUUUGAUAAAUAAGAAAAAAUUCAUUCUGAACUGCUUCAUUCCUUAUCAGCUCGCAUAUCAAGAAACCCAAGUUGUUCUUUAAUGAUGGAUUUAUACAAUUUUAGAAGAAAACAAGAAUAUUCAAAUACAAAUGAUAAAAUGAGGCAGUUAUCAGAAAAUAAAAAUCAGGAAAUUAUAGAAAUCCAAGAAUAAAACUAGAUACCCUUUUAUAUCUGUUCUGAUAGGCAAUAAAUUAUUAGAAAACCACACAUUUUUGAAAAAGAUGCAACUAUUUCCAACAUUUUAAAGCACAUGAAUGAGGAGAAAACCUAUUAAAGUUUUACAACUAACAAAGUUUUAAAAGAAAAAGAAUUAAAAUAUAAAUUAUUAGUAAAAGAUAAAAUUAAUAUAAAUAUUGAUGAAUUGAUGAUAAUUGGAUAAUCUAAAUAUGAGUAGGAAAUCUCCAUAAACCUAAACCAUAAAUAUGUAAUCAAAGAUAUAGAAAAAUAUCAAGGAAAUGAGGAGGAAAUAUUAUGA
Paramecium tetraurelia is the source of this 1116-nucleotide messenger RNA. RefSeq lists its product as uncharacterized. The transcript is spliced from 3 exons. The record is from RefSeq and is a predicted model, not a curated record. NCBI's taxonomy places the organism in Eukaryota, Ciliophora, Oligohymenophorea, Peniculida, Parameciidae.